GUGCCAGGUCUCUUGUUACACAAGUUUCUAUGAUUCGUCCAAGGAACAAAUGCGCCCACAGCCGAUUGGUCGAUCGUCGCAGCGGUGGGGAGGUGUCGAUCGAGCGCGGCAAAUUCGCCGAGCACGCUCACGAGUACGUGUUGCGCGAGAGACAAACGAGACCGGGAGAAGGUGGAAUCCCGGCAAGAUGGUCGAAAUUUUGUAGUUUAGUGGAUAAACGAUUUGGAUGGCCUCCAAAUACGACGUUUCUUGCAAUUUCGUGUCAGUGCGCGAAAGUGUUUCAAAUUAUUCAAACCACGGAUGAGUGGACGGGGAUGCGAUUAAUGGAGACAAAAUCGUGAGAAAAUGAAAAGGUGAAGACCGUGGAACCUGCCGGGGCAAAUCGCCUCACUUGUUGGAGACGAGAUGAAAUAUUACGCGUGAUCGUGCGUUCAAUCCUCUUAAUUAUAGCGAAGGCCACACCAAAAUCUUCGAUCCGUGUACGUGCGACUCCUCAAGUUCCCAGAUUUUCUUUAAUUUCUCCAACGCUUCGAUCCUUCUCUCCUUUUCUUUUUUUAAUUUUUAUUUCCAAUUUCUCGGCCUCUCUCUCUCUCUCUCUCUCUCUCUCUCAUAGGAAAAGGGAAAAAGGGAACGAGAGCAUUUCCGCUUUUGAUGCGCCAUUCAUUGUUUACUGUUCGACCCAUUUUUCAACAGGAUUCAAUUCGCCCGAUACCUGAUGUUUACACACAAGAUACGUCAAUGAAAAUCUUUUGCCCUUUCGCUAGCGUUGUAUUGUUGAUUAUCAAUCAUCCUUCUCCAUCGAUAUUUGUGUACGUGUAGCGUGAUCCGUAUUUCGAUUCGUGGUCGAUUUCAAACGAGAUUAAAAUUCCAAGAAAAUCGUACAGCGAUGGUUGGAGGGAAAAACUGUUCCAAUAGGAUUUUACGAGUCGAUUGCACAAAGAGACACCCGUUACGUUACGGAAUUGGCAGCGAGUAAAGAAACGGUGGACACCUGUGCCGCGUGGCACGUAGGAGUGCCACAUAAUUAGCCGGCACUGCGCGUGCCACGCUCCCACGCGUGCGCGCAUGCGCUCACCUCUCCGCGUAAGCGCAUCGUCGCAACGAAAAAUUUAGGAUUCUCGAUCGAUCUUUCCAACCGCCUUAUCGAGUUAUGAGCCAAGAAAAGGAAAGAAUUUCUUGGCGAUUCAAUACUUUUCAUACUCCGUCGACUCCCUUUGCAAAAAUUACAAUUUACGGUUUAGUAAUAGAUAAAAGAAAAAAAGAAACGUUAAAAGCUAUCGUGAACAAAAAAGAAAAGACGCCGUAAUGUUAAAUCUCGAGGAAGUAUAUAUUAUUAUUAACGUCCGAAGAGGAGGAAAAUUCGCGAGGAAAUCGCGUUUAAAAGCAUAAGAUUGAAAACCA
Messenger RNA from Apis mellifera (honey bee), 1401 nucleotides. RefSeq lists its product as uncharacterized. The record is from RefSeq and is a predicted model, not a curated record. Lineage: Eukaryota; Metazoa; Arthropoda; Insecta; Hymenoptera; Apidae. The transcript is spliced from 2 exons. Bases 30 to 341 code for a protein of 103 amino acids.